Molecule: messenger RNA, 1953 nt
Organism: Alligator sinensis (Chinese alligator)
Lineage: Eukaryota; Metazoa; Chordata; Crocodylia; Alligatoridae
Product: MAP kinase-interacting serine/threonine-protein kinase 2-like
Exons: 4
Coding region: 73-450 (125 amino acids)
Source: RefSeq, a predicted model, not a curated record
CCCCCCACUCCACCCCCUGCUUCGCAUUUGGAAUCGUUUCCCGUUUUCUUCGUGUCAAAAAUCCUCAGCAAAAUGGUCCAGAAGAAAACAGAAGUCAAAGGUUUCCACCGGUCCUUCAAGGGGCAAAACCCAUUCGACCUGGAAUUCACCCAGACAAGCCACCUGGAAUCUGUCUUCAACUUCGAGUGCCCAGCCCGCCCCGACAUGCCUUCAAGUCAACCCAUCGAUAUCCCCGACGCCAAGAAGAGGAACAAGAAGAAGAAACGGUGCAGAGCUACAGACAGCUUCUCAGGGCGGUUUGAAGAUGUUUACCAGCUGCAGGAUGAAGUGCUCGGGGAAGGAGCCCACGCUAGAGUCCAGUCCUGCGUUAAUCUCAUCACCAACAAGGAGUAUGCAGUGAAGGUAAGGGCUUGGAGAGGCCUUGGGGUUCAGGGAGUGAGUUUGAACUAGGACUUAGGGCUAGAGCCUCAAUCCCCAUCAGUGACAUUUCUCCUAUAGCUUCCCCUGUUAUCUUUGUGCUUCAAGUUUCCACUCUCCCCUACCUGCCUUGUCUAUUUAGAGCGCGCCUAAGUGCAGAGGGGUGUCUGGUCCAUACAGCACCUGGCACAGUGGAGCCCUGAGCAGUCUAUAGCUGUAAUACAAGUAAUGGCAUAGGAAUGGCAGCAAUACCCCUAGAGUAGGAGGUAAUUACGUCUCUGUAGGGCUGGUAGUCUCCAAACUCAGGGCUGCUGGUAAGGGCCAGUCCUGGGCACCAAACUCCUGUAUAAUUUAGCUGUUGUGCCCUUGCUUCUUAAUGGGACACCAGUGAUGGAGAAGUCUGAGCCAGGCAAGUGCGACUGUCAGUGCUGGGACUGGCCCUGGUAAAACGGGCUGUAGUGCCAUGGGUCAAGGGGAGAGCUGGCUGUGCUUGAGUGGCGAGUGCCCUGUAGGAACGGCUUUACUGAGAGUAUCAUUUGCACUAAGGGGAGAUCCCGAUGAUACUUGGAAAGGACCCCUAGGAUGAGCGACUGGUCUGUGUACAUGGCUCAGGGUUGUACCUCCUAUGAAACCACAAAGCCAGGCUGUGCAUGGAAGGGGCACACGGCCUGAUCUUGGCAUGAUCCCGAAGAAAGCCUCGUGGUGGGGAGAGCUGGAUUCAGAACCACUGCAGCUUAGUAAGAGAGAUGGUGAAACUCAAAUGUUAUGGGCGGGACAGGGGUCAGUGCAGCUGUCUUCCAUGAGAUACCCCAGCUUGCAGGGGAGGGACAGAAACCUCCCAGCUGCAGUGCAUGAGUUAGGAGCCAUGAGACUGUCUAGCCUUGGCUCUGCUACAGACUCACUGUGUGGUCUUGGCCAAGUCACUUCAUUUGUCAUCUCAGCAAAGUGUGGGGCUGAGACCUACCUAGUUAAGGGAGUUAGGCAGGCUAAUGUGGUGUCUGCAAAGCAUGUUGGGAUUUUCAGAGAGGCUGGACAUGGAAGCAGAGGUGAUAGCAGGCUAGUGCGUCUCAUGCUUGCUUUGGGCGUCUUGACACAAGGGUGCAGCAUCUGGGCAAGGAGGUGGGAACCAGAACAAGUCUAGGCAAGCUGGAAACUGCUGAUGCUGCAGUGUCUGGGCUUGGGAGACACCGUGCAACAUGGAGUUUGAGCUUUAAAAAUCAUCCUGCUAGACUAGAGAGUAAGGAUAUUGGGGCUCAUGCUGACCCAGCACUUAUGGGCUCCCAGCUUGGCGGUCACAAGAGCUUUUGCUUCCAGUGCUUUGCAGUACUUCCACGGAGUAGUGCAGAGGAGCAAGUGAAACGCUUCACUGGGGCACUGAGCAGAGCUGGCACUGCCCCAGACAAAAGCAACUCCUGUUCUGUGUAACUGGAGCAGCAGCAAGUCAAGAGGAGCUGGCUGGUGCGCCUGGUACCCGGCUCCUAUUGGCCUCCCAGUGUGGGGCUGCAAUGCGCUGGCAUCCGGGUGGAAAGGACGGGA